Cladophialophora psammophila CBS 110553 is the source of this 987-nucleotide messenger RNA. RefSeq lists its product as uncharacterized. Gene Ontology annotation, biological process: L-valine catabolic process. Gene Ontology annotation, cellular component: mitochondrion. The transcript has 2 exons. NCBI's taxonomy places the organism in Eukaryota, Fungi, Ascomycota, Eurotiomycetes, Chaetothyriales, Herpotrichiellaceae. Bases 1 to 987 code for a protein of 328 amino acids. Gene Ontology annotation, molecular function: NAD binding; NADP binding; 3-hydroxyisobutyrate dehydrogenase activity. The record is from RefSeq and is a predicted model, not a curated record.
AUGGACUUAUCCAAGAUUUCAGGCCUUGGGUUCGUAGGAUUAGGGGCCAUGGGGCUUCCCAUGGCCGGUCACCUUGCUGCAAAACUGCCCGACAACGUCCACAUAUACGCCUAUGACAUCAACACAUCAAGUAUGGAACAGCUGCACAGUGACUAUCCGAACAGAGUGACAAAAUGCUCCGGCGUCAAGGAGGUGGCCGAUAAAUCGGACGUUGUCCUCACCAUGCUCCCGGAAGGAAAACAUGUCCGCUCGGUAUACAUGGAAGGCGGCUCUGACACCAUCUGCUCAAGUGACGUCUCUGGGAAGUUGCUGAUCGACUGUUCGACGAUUGACACAGCCAGCAGUCUGGCAGUCAAGGACUAUGUCAACCAGAAAUUCCCCUCGACGUCCUUCUAUGAUGCGCCGGUCAGUGGGGGCGUGGUAGGGGCGCAGAAGGGCACGAUAGCCUUCUUUCUCGGAUGUGAUGGCGCCGACGCGAACUUGCCCCAAGUCACCCGUCUUUUGCAACUGAUGGGCAAGGAUGUGAUCCCCUGUGGCGGGCCCUCGAAAGGGCUUGCAGCCAAACUGUCCAACAAUUAUCUGUCCGGGAUAAUCGCCAUCGCCGUGUCCGAAGCCAUGGACAUGGGCAUGCGGUCCGGUCUCGAUCCGCGGGUGCUGGCAAAGGUCUACGCCGCAGGGACCGCGCAGAACACCAUCUGUGACCGAUUCUGUCCCGUCCCCGGCGUGUACCCAGAAGCACCGUCGUCGAAAGGCUACACCAACGGAUUCAAAGUGCAGCUGAUGCGGAAGGAUUUCUCUCUGGCCAUGGAAAUGGCGAAGCGGGUCGGGGCGAGGAAUGCCCUCGGCGAGGCUGGACUAGCGACGUACGAGGGUGCCAGUAAAGAUCCUCGAUGCAUGGACCUAGAUUCUAGAGUGGUGUUCCGGUACCUGGGGGGAAACGAGGAUUGGCAAAAGGAUGCCGACGAGGCUACGGCCAGCAAGCUCUAA